Pocillopora meandrina is the source of this 453-nucleotide messenger RNA. The record is from the annotation of a GenBank genome assembly. Lineage: Eukaryota; Metazoa; Cnidaria; Anthozoa; Scleractinia; Pocilloporidae.
AUGAUUGGAGAACAAUUAUACUGUCAAGUUCCCAAAAGUGACAAUGCAUGAGGCCACUGUUUAAUAGUCCAUUUUACAGCUGUGUGCUCGGUUGCCAAGUCUUUGUACAGGAAUGAGGCUAAGGGUGACCUUGUUAUGAUACAAACCUUGCUGCUUUUCAAAUGCAAAUUACUUUGGUAUCAUGCAAACUAGAUACUGGUCUCUAUCACAACAAGGUCACCUUCAGCCUCACUCCAAAUCAAAGGCUUGGCAACUAAGUACACAACUGUAAAAUGGCCUAUUCGACUUCUUACCCUGUAUUACAUUUACCACUUUGAAUACCCAGAAAGAUUCAGAAACAUUUAUUUUUAUCUACAACAGUUUGUUUUAGGAGAUCAUAAGCUCCUUUGUGCACCACGGGUCAUAAAUAGCUACCACGAGUCAAUUCAAUCAUAUUUGGUUUUUGCCAACUCA